Molecule: messenger RNA, 1427 nt
Organism: Procambarus clarkii (red swamp crayfish)
Lineage: Eukaryota; Metazoa; Arthropoda; Malacostraca; Decapoda; Cambaridae
Source: RefSeq, a predicted model, not a curated record
UAGAGGAGCCGCCAGUUCCCCGCUGCACUUCAUUGGUAGCAGUCAAGAGCCAUAACGCACCCAAGACUCUUUCUCUGUGGCAAGACAAUCUCCGCAACACCGAGCGACCAGACACAAACAGCCGGAUACCAACUGCCAGACUCCAGCAGUCAGAUACCAACUACCAGACUCCAGCAGCCAAACUCCAACAGCCACACUACAACAGCCAGACACCGAUAGGCAGACUCCGACGGCACCAUGAAGUCGGUGUGUUUGUUGAUGUUCUUGUGCGUCUCCCUGGUGAACGCGGAGGACAGCGUGACCGGAUCCGCGUCCGGGCCCGCGGGAACACCGCCACCCGCCAGCAACGGAGCAGCUGCUGGUGGCUCGACCUUCGAUCCACCACAACGCUUUCAUGACUCCAGCGAAUCUCACGAAUCACAUGAAUUCAUACCAGGUUGCGUCAAAACUGCGGCCUGCAUCGCUGCCAGUGGGAAGUGUCAAAGUGCACCGUGUACUGUUCAACAGAAGAGGGUCCACGGAGGUUGCACAGGAAGUGUGUGCAACUGCUGUGCCCCCAGAGGUUGUGACCCUCAACCUAAAUGCAAGAAAUCUGGAGGAUUUUGUGCCCUAGCGUGCGGGCCCGGCCUGCAAGUGCUCCCAGGGGGCUGCACCGGAACGUGCAGCUGCUGUGCUAGACCGUGUGGCACCUCUGACGAGUGUGAGGACUGGCAUGGUGUCUGCCAGCGACAAAGGUGUGCCCCUGGACAGAGAGAGCUUCUAGAUGCCUGUCCAGGACAAGGCUGUCGGUGUUGUUCACCUGCCGGUCCAAUCCGUAAUGUUGAAAGUAACAGUACUAUUGGUGAAGUGAUCAACGUGGAAACAGGAGAAGAGGGAAGCGAUGUGACUCAAUCUAAUGAAGAAGAAGAGGAGGAGGGAGAGGAUGAUGAGGAAGAGGAAGAUGAGGACGAGUCUGUGGAUUCAAACUAAGAAGAAGUAGAUGGAAACAAGAAAGACAAAGAAGAACCGUAGGAGUUAUUACAGCUACAUCCAUACACACAUAACAAAAGUGCAGAUAGUUGUUCCUUUUUUUUUUUACCACAGACGUGGCCACACAUUUAUAAUGCUAACCAGCAUAUGUAUAUUUGUUUUCUGUCCUCAGUGGACCGGGUUAGAUAUCUGUUACUUAGUUCAGUAGUGCAGGUUAACUCUGGCGGUCAUCUGGCCGGCAGCGAACAAUAGACCAGACAGGAAUACGAGCAUACAAUCAAAGCUUGUAUAGGCAUAAUCCAAGAACUAGCAACAGCAGCACAUAGAGAACGUCUUACUUAUGGAAGAUUUCAACUGCGGUGAAUUAGACUAGGAGACAAACCUGGAGACAUAUAUAUAUAUAUAUAUAUAUAUAUAUAUAUAUAUAUAUAUAUAUAUAUAUAUAUAUAUAUAUAUAU